AAAGCGAACAGUUUCAAAGAUGGCGCUCGCUAGUGUGCUGAGGAGUGAGUCUGCGGAUUUUUCCAGCCCCUGCGACCGACCCUUUGCGUUCGGUGCCGGCCUGGAUCGCACCGGACUGGGCUUCGGGGCGGCGCAGGGCGACGGGCUGAACUUCGCGGUGAAGUCUGCUCUGUACCCCGAGGAUGAAGAGGGUCCCGAGAGGAAGAUCGAGUUCCUGCACGGAACCACAACUCUGGCUUUCAAAUUCCAGCACGGCGUGAUCGUGGCGGUGGACUCGCGGGCGACGGCGGGCUCCUACAUCGCCUCGCAGACGGUGAAGAAGGUGAUCGAGAUCAACCCCUACCUGCUGGGCACCAUGGCGGGCGGCGCGGCCGACUGCAGCUUCUGGGAGCGGCUGCUGGCGCGGCAGUGCCGCAUCUACGAACUGCGCAACAAGGAGCGCAUCUCUGUGGCCGCCGCCUCCAAGCUGCUGGCCAACAUGGUGUACCAGUACAAGGGCAUGGGGCUCAGCAUGGGGACCAUGGUCUGCGGCUGGGACAAGAGAGGCCCAGGUCUGUACUACGUGGACUCUGAGGGGAACCGUGUGUGCGGGGACCUGUUUGCGGUGGGCUCGGGCUCCAUGUACGCGUACGGCGUGCUGGACAGCGGGCUGCGGCCCGACCUGACGGUGGAGGAGGCGUGUGAGCUGGGCCGGCGCGCCAUCUACCAGGCCACCUACCGCGACGCCUACAGCGGCGGCACCGUCAACCUGUACCGCGUGCACAGCGAGGGCUGGGAGAGGGUGUCCCAGGAGGACGUGCUGCGGCUGCACCAGCAAUACCGCCAGGAGUCCGCCUGAAAAUG
Messenger RNA from Megalops cyprinoides (Indo-Pacific tarpon), 843 nucleotides. It is a transcript of the gene psmb5, whose product is annotated as proteasome 20S subunit beta 5. Bases 20 to 838 code for a protein of 272 amino acids. Gene Ontology annotation, molecular function: threonine-type endopeptidase activity. Gene Ontology annotation, cellular component: proteasome core complex. The record is from RefSeq and is a predicted model, not a curated record. The transcript is spliced from 3 exons. Lineage: Eukaryota; Metazoa; Chordata; Actinopteri; Elopiformes; Megalopidae.